This is a messenger RNA of Sander lucioperca (pikeperch), 1765 nucleotides long. It is a transcript of the gene bckdhb, whose product is annotated as branched chain keto acid dehydrogenase E1 subunit beta. Gene Ontology annotation, biological process: response to nutrient; branched-chain amino acid catabolic process. The record is from RefSeq and is a predicted model, not a curated record. NCBI's taxonomy places the organism in Eukaryota, Metazoa, Chordata, Actinopteri, Perciformes, Percidae. Gene Ontology annotation, molecular function: catalytic activity. The transcript is spliced from 9 exons. Bases 50 to 1018 code for a protein of 322 amino acids.
AUAGACGGGCUUUGCACGUUGCCCUUCCUGUUCACUCAUAACAACAGUGAUGGCGGCCGCAGCACGGUUCUUCAUCCGAGGUGCACCCUUGAAACUUCCCCUCUCCGGUGUUGGCACCGGGGCUCAGAGCUCUUUUGAGGCAACUCUGCUGAAAUUGUCACCGAGCUCCAACUCCCGUACAAAAACACAACGAAGACAUGCAGCGCACUUUACCUUCCAGCCUGACCCCGUACCUACACAAUAUGGGCCCACCCAGAAGAUGAACUUGUUCCAGUCAGUUACAAGUGCCUUGGACAACACUCUCGCCAGUGACCCAACAGCAGUCAUCUUUGGGGAAGAUGUUGCCUUUGGUGGAGUUUUCCGAUGCACAGUGGGUCUCCGAGACAAAUACGGUAAAGACAGAGUCUUCAACACUCCCCUUUGUGAGCAGGGGAUUGUGGGAUUUGGUAUUGGUGCAGCUGUUGCUGGUGCCACAGCCAUCGCUGAGAUCCAGUUUGCUGACUACAUCUAUCCUGCCUUUGACCAGAUAGUCAAUGAAGCAGCCAAGUACCGCUACCGUUCUGGCAACUUGUUUGACUGCGGCAACCUCACCAUUCGGGCUCCGUGGGGGUGUGUCGGCCACGGGUCACUUUACCACUCUCAAAGCCCUGAAGCCUUCUUCGCCCACUGCCCUGGCAUCAAGGUUGUAAUACCCCGUAGUCCAGUUCAGGCCAAAGGGCUGCUCCUCGCCUGCAUCGCUGACCAGAACCCCUGCAUAUUCUUUGAGCCCAAGAUCCUGUACAGAGCCGCAGUGGAGCAGGUUCCCGUGGAGCCCUACACCAUCCCACUCUCGCAGGCCGAGAUCCUACAGGAAGGAAGUGAUGUCACUCUGGUUGCCUGGGGGACACAGAUCCAUGUGAUGAGGGAGGUGGCCAAUAUGGCUCAAGAGAAGCUGGGAGUGUCCUGUGAGCUCAUCGAUCUACAGACCAUCCUGCCCUGGGACACCGAAACUGUUUGUAAGAUGGGUCUCUUGGCGUGAGCUCCAGCUGUAGUCUCUGUGACUGCAGCGCUCCCUGGAUCUCAGCCCUCAACAGUGAUGCAACCAAUUUGGCUGAACCUGUUCAACCCUCAAAAACAUAUGCAGGAGGAGUCACUUAAGGACACGCAGUGCACAAGUGCACCAAUAGGUCAAGUCCUACAGCUUAUAAAAUGCAUUUCUUCGUCCAAGUCACAAAGGCAGAAUUUAAUGGAUGGUUGAUAGAGGGGGAGGGGGGGGUGCGUAAGGAGGAAGUGUGCAGCAGCAUCUGGUCUGAUUCUUGGAAGUGAUGCAGGUUGCAAUGUCUGCAUGUUCAGAGUUCUGAGUAUGUUGACUCACUGUACAAAUAAGACCUUAUCAAGGCUCUGCUUACCCCCCUCACUUUCCCUUAAUGGUUUCAAGCUGUAAUGUGUGUCCUGAGCCAAAGACGGCUGGUAAAUGCAGUGUAUGGAAGCAGCCGGGAGCCAGGCAGGACACAGUACCCUCGGAUAUGUUUGUUUGUCAUGCGCUGAGGUGGAAAAAGUUGUGAAGGCAAAUAGAUUUAGGGAGCAACUGCUGUUUUCUGCUCAAUGUCAAAUUCAACGUGUUGUUCUAGUCUUGACGGAUGUUUUUAAUACCACCUACCAUAAUUAUAUGGGCUGAAUAAUCUGACAUUUUAGCAGAGCAGUGCACCAUGGACUGAUGGAAAGUAUUACAAAAUUGCUACCAUGCAUGAAUAUGGAGCAUAAUCAUUAAAAAGUCGGUACUUUA